Molecule: messenger RNA, 571 nt
Organism: Tripterygium wilfordii
Lineage: Eukaryota; Viridiplantae; Streptophyta; Magnoliopsida; Celastrales; Celastraceae
Product: 60S ribosomal protein L14-2-like
Exons: 2
Coding region: 1-387 (128 amino acids)
Biological process (GO): ribosomal large subunit biogenesis; translation
Cellular component (GO): cytosolic large ribosomal subunit; ribosome
Molecular function (GO): structural constituent of ribosome; RNA binding
Source: RefSeq, a predicted model, not a curated record
AUGGUGAUAUUUCGAUUUAAGAUUCUGAAAAGUGGGAAAGACUAUGGCAGGCUCGUUGUCAUCGUCGAUGUCCUCGAUCAGAACAGAGCUCUAGUUGAUGCCCCGGAUAUGAUUAGGACCCAAAUGAAUUUCAAGAGGUUGUCUCUAACUGACAUCAAGAUUGAGAUUAACUGGGUGCCCAGGAAGAAGAAUCUGAUUGAAGCUAUGGAGAAGGCUGAUGUCAAGAACAAGUGGGAGAACAACUCUUGGGGUAGGAAGCUGAUUGUUCAGAAGAGAAGGGCGUCUCUUAAUGACUUUGACAGAUUUAAAAUUAUGUUGACAAAGAUCAAGAAAUCUGGAUUGGUGAAGCAGGAGCUUUCAAAACUGAAGAAAGAAAAUGCGUCUUAGGCAACUAUUUAUAAGAACUUCUCAGUUUUGUUUGCAGUGUUCUUGAAAUGAUGAUGUUUUUGGAUCUUACUAUUUUUCUUGUGUAAUUUAGAAAAGUGGAUUUUGCCGGGCAUGAUGAAUGAAUGGAUACAAAUACUUUUCUGAGUCAUUUUUGCUGGACAAAUAAUAUGAUAUGGAAUUUGGU